This is a messenger RNA of Henningerozyma blattae CBS 6284, 660 nucleotides long. RefSeq lists its product as uncharacterized. The record is from RefSeq and is a predicted model, not a curated record. The transcript has a single exon. Bases 1 to 660 code for a protein of 219 amino acids. NCBI's taxonomy places the organism in Eukaryota, Fungi, Ascomycota, Saccharomycetes, Saccharomycetales, Saccharomycetaceae.
AUGCCAUUUGGCCUGUGCAAUGUACUGGUAACAUUCUCGAGAUACAUGCAGCAAGUGUUAGGAAAUUUACCAAACGUGUAUGUGUAUCCGGACGAUGUUUUAAUCGCAUCUCAAAAUAAAAAACAACAAGUAGUACUACAAAAAUUGAAAAACACCCGCUUAAUUUGCAAGAAGAAGAAAUGCCACUUCAUGCAAAGUUCGGUUGAAUUCUUAGGACAUACAAUAAGUGCCGAUGGUAUAUCAGUACUGCAUGAGAAAACAAAAGCAAUUAAACAUUACCCAAUGCCCAAUACGAUUAAAACAGGACAAAGCUUCUUAGGUAUGGUGAAUUAUUAUCGAAAUUUUAUUAAAAGCUGCAGUAGGACCUCCAAGCCAAUAAUCCAGUAUAUUUCCAAAAAGUGUGAAUGGGGUGAUGCCCGAGUAAGCACUGUUAAUGAAUUAAAAGAAAAGUUAAGUUCUGCACCCGUCCUAGUCCCUUUUGUCCCUGGUGAUACAUAUAGAUUAACUACUGAUGCUAGUCUCACAGUAAUAGGUAGUGUAUUAGAAAGAACAGUCAAAGGUAAGUUAAAAGGUGUCAUCGGAUACUACUCUAAAACAGUAUCAAAUACACAAAGUCGUUACCCCUGUAGGAGAAUUAGAAUUGUUAGCUAUCAUUCCUAG